AGUGAAGGAAGCAGAGGAGCCAAAAUCAAUGGCGGCCAACAGUUUCGCGACGAAGCUAAGCAGAAACACAAAUAGAAUUACAGUAAUCUUGGUCUACUCAUUCCUUGAAUGGCUUCUCAUGUUCUUUAUCUUCCUCAAUUCCCUUUUCAUUCACUUCAUCGUGAGAUUCGCGUCUUUCUUCGGCCUUAAGCAAGUAUGCCUUCUCUGUCUGAAUCUAGAUCGAAUCUUCGAGCGAAACCCAGAAAAGAGAUUCACUUACAGAGAGCUUAUAUGCAAAAACCACGUCGCAGAGCUCGCAAGUCUCAGUUUUUGCAAAACUCACGGGAAUUUAUCCGAAUCGGUGAGCUUGUGCUCGGAUUGCUCAGAUCGCGAAGUGCGAAGCAACAUUGGUUUAGGGUUUUGCACAUGUUGCCAGAAGAGCUUGGCAGAAAAACCCUACCCUAAUUACUUGCUUAUCAAGUCAUCGAUUUGGGGGAGAACUCUGGGUGACAGAGAAAACGGUGGACUGAUCUUUGAGAUGAUCGACGAUGACAAAAUUGGAGAUGGUUUCGAGAUAGAUAGAGAAUCCUAUCCCCUAGGGUUCUUCAGGAAGAAAGCAGAAGAAGAGGAAGAAGAAAGAAAGACACAUGAGCAGCAGCAAAAUGGUGAAGUGAUUUCAGAUGCCGAGAGCUAUGGUUUAAGUCUGAGAGAAGUGUCUGAGGAAGAUGGGUUAAGAUCCAACAACAGCAAGAAUUUUCUCGGGAACGAAGAAGAAAUCCCUGAAGCUAAAUCAAGAGUUUCAGAGGAUGAACAAAGGAAUGAUGACACAGGCAAUAAUAUUGCUACAGAUGGGGAAGAUAAAGUUUCAGGGCGUGUGGAAGAAGAUGAAGAAGAAACAGAAAGAGCAGAUUUUUUAGAUGAUCAAUUUGAGAGCAAGAAUGAAGCUUUUGUCAUCGAAAAUCUCUCUGUUGGAUUUGAUCCUCUUCUAACAGGUAGCCAAAAUGAAGAAAAAGGAGAAGAAGAAGAAGAAAAGACUGAGUUUUUUCCGGAAACUUCAACUUCAGGCAAUACUUUAUUGCACAAGAAACUUCUUAAUCUUUCCGAAAAUGAGUAUUAUGUAACUGCUGAAGAGUCAAGAGAUGGGAGCGUAGUAGUGAGUGAGAUGGACGGUGGAGAUCCUUUAAGAACUAUUGAACGGCUUAGAGACACUGUGAGAGCAGAACAAGAAGCACUGAGAGGUUUAUAUGCAGAGCUGGAAGAAGAAAGAAGCGCGUCUGCGAUAGCAGCUAACCAGACAAUGGCGAUGAUCACGAGGCUACAAGAAGAGAAAGCGAAAGUUCAGAUGGAGGCGUUGCAGUAUCAGAGAAUGAUGGAGGAACAAGCCGAGUAUGAUCAAGAAGCACUGCAGCUGUUGAAUCAUUUGAUGGUUAAACGAGAGAAAGAGAAGGAAGAACUCCGGAGAGAGCUUGAAGUUUACCGAGAGAAGGUUUUGGAGUAUGAGAAGAACAGAAUCACAACUUCGAAUUGCGAGGCUGAUGAUGAUGAUGAUGAUAAAAAGGAGGAGAAUGGAGAAGAGGAUAAUUUUUCUGAGACGGAUGUGGAUUUGGAGAAGAUAACAUUGGAUUGCGUGAAACAUAUGGGCAUGCUCGAUGAAUCUUUAUCAGAGUUUGAGGAAGAGAGGUUAGUGAUCUUGGAUCAGCUUAAGGUGUUAGAGGACAGACUAUUAACAAUGCAGGACAAUGAAUCUGCAGAGGAUUCAAAAUUUCCAGGAGAAUUCAGAAAUAGUUAUGAACAUGGAGGACUAACAAUGGCAUCAAUGGCAAAGAGUUUGCUUCCUCUUCUAGACGCAGCUGAGAACGAAUCAGAAGACGGGUAUGAAGAACAAUCAGAAUCCGUUGAAAAGAACUUUGGUUCAGAAAAAGAGAAGCUAGAGAUAAUUAAACAAGUUGAUAGUGUCUAUGAGAGGUUGCAGGUCCUGGAAACAGAUGGAGAGUUUCUGAAUAACUGUAUGAGCUCAGAGAAGAAAGAUGACAAAGGUUCGAAUCUUCUUCAAGAUAUAUUGCAACAUCUCCGCGAUCUCAGAAACAUUGAACUCUCUGACACGUUUGAAAACCAGAAGACACAUGAGGAAUGAUGUUUAUUUACAAGAAUUAUAAACUUUCUCACCAUUAUUCAAGACAGGUUUCAAGAACCGGAAUCAAUGUCUUUGCACUGCUCAAUGAAGGAUCUGAGAAUUAUAGAAAUUCUUAGGUGUUUCUUGUUUGUAUGUUUUGUUUUUGGAAUAACAAAAAAGUUUCACAUUAGUCUUUGGAUUUGUAUCUGCCAUGUACAUUGUUUGUGUUUCUUCUAGUUUAUGAGAGUUUUUCAGUUGGAAAAAA
Eutrema salsugineum is the source of this 2357-nucleotide messenger RNA. RefSeq names its product myosin-binding protein 3. Gene Ontology annotation, molecular function: myosin binding. Lineage: Eukaryota; Viridiplantae; Streptophyta; Magnoliopsida; Brassicales; Brassicaceae. The transcript has 3 exons. The coding region runs from base 29 to 2113 and encodes 694 amino acids. The record is from RefSeq and is a predicted model, not a curated record.